AUGUGUAGCCCGCUCCCGUGGCUGCCGGUGCUGCUUGUGCUGCUGCCGGCCGCGGCCUUCGCCGACGAGCGGUGUCCGCUGAACGUUUCCAGACCGGCGCCCGAAAACGCUUACCUGGUGGACGACGUACUGUGGGCCGGGGAACCGAAAAAAAAGUAUCGGCCGGCCGCGUACCGUCCGGUCCCGGGCGGCGGUUACGUCCUGUGCACGUGCCAAGCGGAAGCGUGUUUGCGGAAGUGCUGCCCGCAGAACUGGACGUACGACAUGAAAGGGAAAUGCUCGGCGCUCAACGCAUCGCUCGACGUCAAGUUUGAGGUUCCAGAGUUUGUAAAUGAAACCGGGACGGUUGAUGCAUAUGAGACAGGCCAGAUUCAUGUAUUCUAUGAAAAACUGAGGUGUUAUAAAAAAUACCUAAUGGUUCCAUCAUUGAAUAAAACUAAUAAUUUCCGAAUAACCAUAGCGGGGUGGUUACUGAAUGAAGUCGGAGACAUUAUUGCUGCACCAGGUCAAUUUUGUAUGGAUUCAUUUCCCAAGUUCAAUUUUCAAACGUUACCAGUUAUUUGUUAUCCAGUACUGGAAAACAAAGCAAUAGACUUAGAUAUGAUUCAUAUCGGAAAUAUUCUAUCACUACCAUUUUUGUUUUCAACGUUCCUCGUGUAUGCGCUCAUUAGAGACUUACGGAAUUUGCACGGAAAGUCUCUUAUGUGUCAUAUAGCAACGCUAUUUGUGGACAAAACUAUUAAAACUAUUAGAGACUUAGGUGGCGAAUAUUUUUAUCCAAAAUGGUGCAUUUUUUCUGCGUAUGCUUAUCAAUCCUCUUCAUUGGCAAGUGUUUUCUGGCUCAAUGUUAUGUGUUUCGACUUAUGGCGGACUUUCAGCACAUUUAGACCAUUAAGAAGAAAUGUACAAGAACAUGAAGCGAAAAAGUUUAUAAUCUAUUCCAUUUAUGCUUGGGGAAGUACCGCUUUAAUCAGAAUAUUUACAUUUGGUAUGGAGAAAUACUCACCAUUUGAUGCAAUUCGUCCAGAUAUCGAUAUAAGGACUUGUUGGAAUAGAUCAUUUUCAGCCGCGAUGUUAUAUUUUAAUGGUCCUAUUAGUAUUCUAUUAUUUAGUAAUCUACUGAUGUUUAUACACACGGCAAUAAUUAUUGUGAAACAUAUGCGUUAUGCUAGAGUACUCAGUGGAUCUGAAAGCCAAAAGAAUAUGGACCAUGAAAAAGGACGGUUCAUGAUGUAUUUGAAAUUAUUCAUCGUCAUGGGUGUCGGUUGGUCAACGAAAAUAACAUUAGCAUGGGUACCAGGUUUAUGUGUUUUUCCAUCAGUGUGUUACGUUAUAAGCAUCGUGAACUCGUUAUAUGGAGUGUGGAUUUUUUUAAUUGUUGUUUGUAAAAAACGUGUUUUAAAUUUAUUAAACAAAAAACUUUGUCCACGGUUUCAAUUUUUUAAGACAUCUACUGCAUCUACUAGAAUAACUAAUAUCACCACCCCUGGAACUAGUUCCAAUACCGCAAAUAAAGAUGCAGUUGAGAUGUCCACUAAUUGUUGA
Macrosiphum euphorbiae (potato aphid) is the source of this 1545-nucleotide messenger RNA. The record is from the annotation of a GenBank genome assembly. Lineage: Eukaryota; Metazoa; Arthropoda; Insecta; Hemiptera; Aphididae.